CGGGAGGCGGGUGCGACGCGCGCGGGUCGGUUAAACCGGCGCGGCGGCGGCGCGAGCGGCUGAUUGUGGUGCGCGUUCGACUUCGUGUCCCGGCCCGCUGCGUGCCGCUGCCUGACGGCUGCUCCUGAGCCGCGCUCGCGGAACGGCAACCAUGAGUGACAGAAAGGCCGUGAUCAAGAACGCGGACAUGUCGGAGGAGAUGCAGCAGGACGCUGUGGAGUGCGCUACGCAGGCACUGGAGAAGUACAACAUCGAGAAGGACAUUGCGGCGCACAUCAAGAAGGAAUUUGACAAGAAAUACAACCCAACUUGGCACUGCAUUGUUGGCAGAAACUUUGGCAGCUACGUAACACAUGAGACAAAGCACUUCAUCUAUUUUUACUUGGGUCAGGUUGCAAUUCUUCUCUUCAAGUCUGGAUAGAAGCACGGACUCUGUGUGACGCCGCAUGUGGCUGCGGGGCUGCUGUGCCCAGUGCCUUCAGCCUUCCUGAGGACGCAGACCUUGAUCUUCAAGGGCACUGGCAGGGAUCAUGAUAUAGCAGAAGGUGUUACGUUGUGGAUAUGAAAAAUACCAAAAAAAGAGUCUUCCUUAUAUUUAUUUUUGUUUCCUCAAAGGCUUCAUUUUGGCUAUUAGAGCUGUUGGAGGAGUGUGGCCUACGAGUUGUAUGCCAUCUGCAGUAUCAGCCCAUUGCUGCCUAUGCUCUGUGAGUGCUGACGGCGUUCUGUUCCAAAGCUCUCCCUUUUCCUUUCCGGUACCGUUGGAUGUACUGACAGCUGUACUUUGCAGAGCCUGAGCUGUUUCUUUUUCUGCUGAUGCCUCUUGGAGAUUUGAGUUGGGAAAUAAACAUCGAGAUCCACCCG
Messenger RNA from Coturnix japonica (Japanese quail), 861 nucleotides. Its product is annotated as dynein light chain 1, cytoplasmic. Gene Ontology annotation, biological process: motile cilium assembly; intraciliary retrograde transport. The record is from RefSeq and is a predicted model, not a curated record. NCBI's taxonomy places the organism in Eukaryota, Metazoa, Chordata, Aves, Galliformes, Phasianidae. Gene Ontology annotation, cellular component: cytoplasmic dynein complex. Gene Ontology annotation, molecular function: dynein intermediate chain binding.